Molecule: messenger RNA, 855 nt
Organism: Dracunculus medinensis (Guinea worm)
Lineage: Eukaryota; Metazoa; Nematoda; Chromadorea; Rhabditida; Dracunculidae
Source: the annotation of a GenBank genome assembly
GGUACAUAAGAGAUUAAAAGCAUAUAAGGAGAAAUAUGGUAAAUAUGUUACUAAUGGUUUUGGCAAAAGAAAGCGAAGUUUGAUGCAUUGGAAUAUAGAGAUUUCGAGAAAUUUGCUAGAGAGAAAGGAGUCUGAAGGGUAUUCUACGGAUGGCCAACGACUAUCCAACUAUUAUAAUAUUCAGCAUUUCCCUGCUAAUUUCAUUAUAGAUCCCCGAACAGGUGAAUUUUUGGAGCAAUUCAGAAUUCGAGAUGUAUUUUCGUUCUGCGAUAAAAGUACUCAGUUUUUGGAUGCUAAUCCCGAUUAUGGUACUAGAGACUACCAUCUUAUUAGUGCACCGGCCCCAGCAUUAUCAAUGGAACCUAGUUUAUCUCUUUCGGCUGGUGUAAGAGACGUCAGAUAUACGGUGGAAACUGUUUCGAUAUCAAAACAACCGUCGAGAAAACGUGAUAAAAGUUAUUUAAAUGUGGACUUAGAAACGUUUCCCCCGAAAAGAAUUUGUAACGGUAUAGAGAGAUUUUCCAAUGGUUUAACUAUGGAUACUGAGUCAGGACCCUGCAAUAUUUCGAAACCGCGAUCAUGGAAUUUCUAUGUAAGUUGUCCUGACGAAAUGGCUCAAAAACUUUAUGUUAUGCUUUCAUUUCCAAAUGGCGAUCGCAGAUGUAUCGAAGUGUGGGAUACUACUACAUUAAAGGUACUCUUCGUUCUCAUUGAAGAAUGUGGUUUCGAUUCUAUGGAGCAUCAAUUUAUACUCACUUAUCCAAAGAGAGAAUAUACAGUUAUUCACUGUUCGCAUACUCUCAGGGAGCUGGGUUUCAGUAAGCGUGAGCUUGUUCAUGUGGAAAAGAUAUAAUU